Podarcis lilfordi (Lilford's wall lizard) is the source of this 18160-nucleotide messenger RNA. The record is from the annotation of a GenBank genome assembly. Lineage: Eukaryota; Metazoa; Chordata; Lepidosauria; Squamata; Lacertidae.
GUUGCUUUUCCUCCCGUGCUCUGUUUGCAGGGAGCCCAGAUUGAGACGGGCUUGGUUGGGAGUUGCGUGUAGGUGAGGAGCAGUUGCAAGCUGGCUGACUAUUUCCACGUGUCAGCAGUUGCCUUUGAUAUGCAAAAGCAUGUUCUGGGUCUUGUAAUUGUACUUGGGGGCUCAGCUGGUCUCUUGUUCUUCCUCACUUACUGAGAGAUUGCUAGGUCUCUACUUUCAGUUGUGCCAGUUCUAAAGUAGGUUUUCUGGAUAAAUUUUGCCAGUGUUUUUGAUAUUUAAUUUGAACAUGAAAUGUUUGUGUAGGGACACUUUUUUUAUAAAAAAAAAGCCUUCUCUUCAUUAAUGCCGUUUGGAAUUUGGUUGAGUAAUGCUUGAUAUAUAAAAUACAAACUUUUUUUUUAAUGGUUUUACAUAAAAGGAAGUAAAUUGAGGAUGGAAAGGUUAAUGUGCGUAUAAUGCCGUCAUUUCUCUUAUAAAUGUGGCAGGUGGCUUGCCCAACCAGAAAUGUGCUUUGCCUCUUGUUGCCUUUUUAAAAAGUAUUUUUGUUUAGUUACCAAAAGAUACAGAACAUCAAAAUAACUGCUCAUAAAUAGUAGAGGGAAGAUCAGAUACUAGCAGUGUGGUGGACUGGGUGAGAGGGGGGCAUUCUUUUCUGCAACUCCAAAGUUAGGGAAUUUCCUCCCUGCAGUGGGAGGAAGUGGGUCCGUGUAUCUUGCUGUUAACCAGAAGGUUGGGGGUUCGAGCCCACCCAGGGGUGGCUGUGGGCAGGUUUCCUGCAUUGCAGGGGGUUGCACUAGAUGAUCUUUAAGGUCCCUUCCAUGUCCACAACUCUUGAGAUUCUGUCUCUGCACUUUGACUAGGCUUUUGGCAAACGUUGAAGGCUCACUACUUGACUCUGAUGAUUAUCACCUGUGUAGUGUGUCUUCAGGACCCUCCCUAUUCCUGUGACUAAUCUGUUUUAGCUGUGUUUAAUUAGGAAUUUCAAAUAGUUUUAGCAUGCCCCGGAAUCUGCUGUUGGAGGGAAGGUAAUGAAUUUAAUAAUAAAAACAAUAUUGUUGUCUUUGUAGCCUUAGUUUCCGUUGCUGCCAUGGCUCUGUACUGUAAUCAGUCAAUAUAUUCAGAACUUCUGGGAUGGGCCGGAAAGCAUAAAUGCUUUAAAAAGAAACUCAGAGAAAUGCUUUUGUAUUGUUAUGUGGUUCAGAGACCUUAGGGCUGUCUUAUCAUUGCUGGGGUUUGGGUUUCUUUGAAGGGGGGUGCCUAAUGAAAAGUUGAAUGUAAGUGGGGAGCAAAAUGUAAUUUGUUAGAUGUGAAUACAAGGCACAAAAAGAAAGUUAGUAGAGAAGUGUAUUAAAAUUAGUAGUGAUAAUAAUAGAGCGUGAUUAUUAGAGCACAGAUUCAUUUUGAAGGAUUGAUGUCAGUGGAGAGAAAGCUAACUGAGGAGUCUGACCCAAAUUUUUAAUUCUGCUUUAGUGAAUAAGAGAUGUUUUGGUUUGAGAUUUCCUGUAGAGAUGUUCCAAUUCCAUUUGCUUCUCAGAUGUGUACAUUCUGUUUAUUAGAGCUAAUUUGGAUGCAUGGUAGUACCAAAUUGGGAAGUCCCACUCACCCACCGAAAAGCAUAAAGUCUGUAACAUCUGCCGAUAAGUUUAACUUGUGUGUUGUAUCAUAUAUUACACCCUCCACAAGUGGUUUGUCUCUAAUUUUUUUAUAUACGAAGGGUGUUUUUCAUUACUAUUUUGCCAUAUUUGUUUUUCCUUUUCCCCUUUUGUUACUAAAUUUGCAAAUUAAAAAUAAAGUUUUAAUUUUUAUAGCCAAGGUCUCUACUUAUCGUCAAAAGUUCCAAAAAGUAGGGGCAAUAAAAGGCCCCUCUGUUUUGUGUCUCUAUCCCAACCAUGAUUUCUGAUUAUAGCCUUACUGCUUUUCUGUAAAUUAUGUUGAAGUUGAACGAAUUUGGAAUUGAACCUCAUUUGUUUUAAGCGAAGAAAGAAAGAAAAUCUGAUUGUGGAAUGCAUUGUGAAAUCCAGUGAUGCUAUUUAAGCUUAUUUGCCAGUUCUUUUUCUGAAAUAAAAAAAAAUUAAAGUAUUUAAAUCCUCCCUCUUACAAAGCCCACCUGAUUUUUGCCAAACAGGUGAGGCGUUAAUUCUGCUAAUCUGUCUGCAUGAAAAUAUUUUUGAAUCUUGAUUAAUGCAGUUGAAUGGUAUGAGUCUAAUUAACAGGACCUUUGCCAGGUUUUGGUACCAUUACUAACCUUGAGUCUUUCCAAGUUUCUGGAAUUCAUACCCCUUCUUUUUAAUUCAGAUAUGAUGCCAAGUUUUCUUUAAAAUGUUUUGUUUAAAAGUCCCAUAAACCACCCAAGCCAGGUGUUUUGGAUUAUUAUUUUUUAAGGCACUUUCCAUGUAUUUUACAGAGUGGUGCAAUGAUUAAAGUAUUUGACUAGGGCCUGGGGGAGCAGGGUUCAAAUCUCCACUCAGCUGUGAACCUCCCUGGGCCACCUUGGGCCUAACUUACUUCACAGGCUUGGGGGGGGGAGAACCAUAGACCCCACCAGGGCCAUAUUUAGGUUUGAUGAGGCCCUAAGCUACUAAAGGUAAUGGGGCCCUUUAUAUGUCCUUUGUCAACAACAAAUUGCUGCUGUUUUUUGUGUUGCAUAUAUUCUAUAUGGUAAUUUAUGGACCAGUCCGUGCAGACUGUAGGCACCCUAUAUAUAGAAAUGAGCAAACCAGUGAUAUUUUAGGGAGCAGGCUAGCAGGCGGAGCCCAUUACUUACAUCACAGGAGCCUACACAACACAAUUUAUUUUUGCUGUAUGUAGGUUUUGUUUUACUUGUUUUUUAUCUUCUAUUUUGGAAAUGUACAUCCAGGUUUUUUUCCUUUAAAUUUUGGGGGGGCCCCAAGAGAGUGGGGCCCUAAGCUAUCGCUUGUCUAGCUUAUAUGUAAAUCUGGCCACUGCACCCCACCUUGAGACCGUUGGAAGAUAAAAAUGGUACAGUCAUACCUCGGGUUACAGAUGCUUCAGGUUGCGUUUUUUCAGGUUAUGGACUGCUGAAACCCGGAAGUACCGGAACGGGUUACUUCCGGGUUUUGGCGGUCGCGCAUGCGCAGAAGUGCUAACUUGCGCUUUGUGCAUGUGCAGAAGCACCGAAUUGCAACCCACGCAUGCACAGACGCACCGCUGCGGGUUGCGAACAUGCAUCCCGCACCGAUCACGUUCGCAACCCAAGCGUCCACUGUAUAUAGAUGUAAAUAAUUGAAGAAAUAAUAAAUAAAUGUCCCCAAACCCCCCCCCACACACACUUCAGGGGCGCCAGUGACCAUUGAGUAUUUGUGGUGCUGCAGGAGCCGCUAGGACGAUGGUGGAUGUAGGGGGGGAGAGACCAAGGAAGCAAGCCGUCUGUGUUAUGUGUGGGCCCUGCGAGUGGCGCACCCUGGCGCGAGGGCGUUCUCCCUCGGGCGGUUGUUGUGGAACUGCGAAAAGCGCUUCGAGAGCUUGAGCAGCCAUGCCCCUCUUUGCAGCCUGCGCGCCCGGCUUCUGUUGGAAUUGGUUGGUUUGACCCGAAGGAUGCUGCGUUCCGUUGGGCCAAGGUGGCGUCAUUCCGUGGCUCCGGAAGGGAGGCCUACAGGCCCGGCGCAUCGCUGCGCCAUCUUGUCUGUGGAAGGAUCGUGUGUUUGACCUUUGUUGUCGGUUUAAAUCAUUUUCUGAGGAAGGUCUGGUCAAGUCAGUGGCGUUUGGGUUCCUUUCCCCCUCCUCCUUAUUGCGUUACUAGGAGCGGGCAGGUGUCCUUAAGGCUGGGCCCACACGCCCCAGCAGUCCUGAAUCUCUGGCAAUAACUCCUGCUUUUGUUUCCAGGUCGGGGCAAGAUGGCGAGCGACUGGCCCCAGGCAUCCCGAGUGCCCAGCUUUGCCCAAAUGCUGAAGAAGAACCUGCCCGCCCAGCCGCCGCCGCAACCUUCUCUGCAGGCCUCGGCUCCCUUGUUUCCGCAGGCAGAGAGCGCCAAAGCUAUGUUUUUACCGGCAGAAACGUCUAACAUUUCCACCUUGGCUUCCAAGGUGACGAACAUCUCAGGUAAUCAUAUUGGUUUUUGUAAACAGUCGUUUUCGGCUGACGGCCUUGGAAGGCUUUUUUCCUGUUAUGUUGGGAGUAUCUGAAGGAUUUUGCUUCUGUCUGGAGGAAAAGGCAGUUUCUGGCAGUUUUCUUGAAUAAUUUGUAACCCACUGUCCCCCCCUCCCUCUCUUUGUGGCCAAAUGCUGGCCAAAAUAUCUGGAGGUGGUGUGCCCUGGCCUCUCCAGAUGUUGCCCUGCUGUCCAAGGCUGUCAGAGUUAUGUCACUUCUGCACGACAUAUUUUAGAGCCCUUUUAAUACUGUUUUAACUGCCAUGCCUUUGCUCAAGGAAUCCUACAAACUGUAGUUUUGCACUCAGAGCUACAGUUUCCAGUACCCUUAACUACUACCAUUUCCACACUUCGGGUAGGCCGGGUGAGCCAUAAUUAUUAAAGUGGCAUAAGUGUUUCAAAUGUGUUUCAAAUAAGGCUAUUUCCUAUGUCUGAUGUGAUCGCAGCCAAAUUAGCAUUUUUAACUUACUCUGCUGGUCUUAACCUGUGCUCUUCCAAAUUUCUGCUGCUGCUAUUUGUUUUUGUUCUCCAAAAUCGUUUUUGCUUUUAACAGCAAGGUUUCUUCACCGGUCUGGCCAAAAGAAAAGAUACUCAUUGGCCAUCUGAAUGUUGUGUGAGUUUAUACCUCUUAAGACCGCAUACCUGUGAAAUCAAAAUUUUUGGAGACUCAGAAGAAAUGUGUGGAGAGAACAUUGCUUUUGCUUAUCUUAAAGCUACUUGUUCAAAGAUCUUCCAGUUAAUAUCUCAAUGCUUCAUCAUGUUUUAUUGGUUUUAAUAUAUGUUUUUGCUUUAAUAAUUAAAACCUCUAUUGAGACAAGGAAUCUAGAUGCAUUGCUAUGGGAUUGUGUUCACAGUUCUUUAACAGCCCCACAUUUGUGUCUUUCUUUUUAAAUGUUAGUCUGUAAAGUGCCUGAAGUCCCUUAAUUAUAUGUGGAAAUAUCCCAAGAAUUCCCCAGUAUCCAUAAUAGGCUUUAUGUGCAAGCAGUCUACAGUUCAAUCCCACUCCACCUGAUUGGCUCUCAUUACCUUGUUCAUUGGGUGAAAUACCACAUAAAUUUCAUAUUUAAAACCUUCAUAAAGUAACAAACAACCCUGAAAAUAAAAAUAGCUUUCAAAAAGUUGAAAAAUGUCAUGAUGCCUUUGAUAAGGUGAAGAAGCACUUCCUGAAUAGCCAAAAAUGAACUGACAAAAGCUGCCAAGCAAAUAUUUUGACUUAUGCUAUUAUCAACUAAUGCAUUUUAGGUCAAGUUCCUGACUGCCUAUAUUCCAAAGCAGGACCCAUUGUUCCAAUCACUUCGCUUCCUCCCAAGAAAAUUCCGAAGGAAUUUGUCACAAAAUAUAAACGAGGGGAUAUAAACCCAGUGUCUGCUUUGCAUCAGUUUGCACAAAUGCAGCGCGUACAGCUUGAAUUAAAGGAAACAGUAGCAACAGGUAAAUAUAUAUAUAUAUAUUAAAUAAAAUCACUUUCUUGGGAAUCCACUCUAUUCUAGUACUGGGACAUUACAGGUGCUGUUUAAUAGGUGGCAUUCAAAGCUGCCAUAUAAUAUUAGUUUGGUUCCUCUGUUAUUUCAAUGGCUGCACAACUUGAUUAAAAUCGACCCAUGACAUGCUAUUCCUUGGUUGCCAUUUAGAUAUUUUGCAGCCUUUCCUGUGCUACCGCCAUUGCUUCAUAAAAUGUUGGAGAGGUCACUUGCCUUUGCUUGGUUGCAACUUAGUAUCCUCAUUCCCUACUCUAGAAAUGCAAAGCAUAAGUCAUAAUGCUGGGAAUUGGUAUCUAAAUGUCUAAAACAUUUAUCUAGAAGAAGUUUCUGUCAUUUGACAGUCCCAAAUAACUGAUUAGGAACCCAAUUUAAAUUGGAAAUGAAAACAAUAUUCAAAUUUAUUUCAUACUUGAAGUUCGGUGUCACAAUGAUAUGAUAGUUACGGCUUGGUUUGGCUGGAGAAUGAAGAUUAGGAAAGAGCAGCGCUGUCUGCAUAUCCCUGGAAUGGUUGGUUUUCUACCAAUAUUGAGCUAUUAGAUACAACGGAAUUCAAAUUUGGUGAAAUGCAAUAUUCAUAAAUUAUAAUAAUAUAAAACUUUUACAGUUGCAUUUAUCUAAAAAAAGAUUUCCUGUGGCACUUUUUAAGGUAAUCUCUUGGGAUCAUACUUUGCAUUUUGUGCUGUGGUUGAUGGCAUUCAGUAUAAGACUGGAUUGGGGCAAAACAAGAAGGAAUCAAAAUCCAAUGCCGCAAAACUUGCUCUUGAUGAAUUACUGCAGUUAGAUGAGACAGAACCAAAACCUCUAGAAAAUCCAGGUACUUUUGCUACUAUGAUGUUUGUCUCUUCACUGUCAGGUUCAGGGGUGGGGGAAUAACGUUAUCGUAGACUAACCCAAUCUUUUAUUCUGUAUUGGGACCCUAGCGCUGGGGAUACUGAAAAGAGUGGCAGAUAGUACUGUAUCUUCUUGCCCCCGUUUCAAGUAGCACUGCCAUGUUUUUGAAUCUUCAGAGUGUCUAUGAUGUUUGUCGGAAUAUUCCAAAGUUUUGGCCCCACCUGGUCUAGUUGUAUUGCAGACAGCUGAUGUGUGGGGUACUUUGACUAUUCCAGAGACCAGUUGUGUUGGUUUGUAGCAUAUAUUGGUUAAAGGAGCAUAUAUUUCUCUUAAGUAACAUGUUAGGUUGUUAUCUUCUCAUUUUUUCCAAUUUGGUAUCUUUGCAGGUCCUCCCAGGAAUCUUUCAGAAACUACAACCGUAACUGAACCUCAAAGAACAGCUGAAGCUAGCUACAUUUCAAAGCUUCCUUAUGGUAGGCAUUUUCUGUUUUUCGGUCAAAUGUAUGGUUGUGCAUGUUCAUUUUUUAUCAGCAAAUAAACUGCUGUUUCCAUAGCACAGUUUACUCGUGAGCCACUAACCCAGCGCUUGGGGUGCCAAGCAAGACCUUCAUUGGUGCCUUAACAUCUGCAGAGGUUGGUUUGGUGAUCGCUGUAUAAAGUGUAGAAUUGUUAGGCUUAUAAAGAUGGAACUUCGUUGUGGCAUCUCAAGUUAGCUAUCACUCCGUUUUUUUUCAUUUUUGCUUUGUUUUGGGUCAACUAAAAACAACAAUUAUUGGUGAUAUAACCAGAGAUGCAGUAGGCUACAUAAUCUAGUGAAUGGCAUGGAAGAGCUGUUGUGUAAAGAUAAGCUUGCUUGUGUACUACCUGUAUAUUCUUAAGAAAUAUUCUUACUUGAAGUACACUCUGUGGGCUCCCAAGAGAAGGAUUUACCAUUCCACACUUCCUCCUUAUACCAAGGAGAAUAAACAUUCAUUCACACUAUUUUUCCCCUUUAGUGAUGAUCUCCAAUAUUUCUAAACAGUUGGUUUUGAUUCUUUGCUUUAUCUUUAUAACUUUACUAGAAGGGCUGCAUCUUGCGUAUGAAAAAAUUUCUCAAGCUGUCAGGGAAACAUUCAACAGUUUGACUGCUAAAUAUCCAGAGUACCAGAGUUGUAGCAGUUCGCUGGCUGCUUUCAUAAUUGAAAGAGGUAAGCACAAACGUUGUUGUUGUUUAAAUUGCUCUAGGGCAGCAGUGGCAACUUCCGGUUCCCAUAAAGCCACCCUAUUCCCCCCCCCCACAGUCAUGUGGUUUGGCUCAAACCAUGCUCACUCAUUCAUCACUGAAAGUCAGGCGUGGCACUGGUGAGGAUCUAGCGUCAAAUUCAAAAGGAAAUAUUGAGAGGUGCUGUUGCUUAGGAAUUUGGGACAUACAGUGGUACCUUGGUUUAAGAACAGCUUAGUUUAUGAACAACUUGGAUUAAGAACACCGCAAACCCGGAAGUAGGUGUUUUGGUUUGUGAACUUUGCCUUGGAAGCACAACAUGUUCCACAUCUUGUUGAGUGUGUGCCAUUUCCAUUUGUAAAUUGAGUCCCCCGCUGCUAUGGGAAAGCACGCCUUGGUUUAAGAACGCUUUGGUUUAAGAACGGACUUCCAGAACAGAUUAAGUUCGUAAACCAAGGUACCACUGUAUUGCCUGGCUUGCAUUUUACGUAUGAUGUUAGGUGAUGGAUAGGCCUGUCAAACUGGCCUACAGGGAGCUGACAGCUUGUGGCCCCAGUCCUUUCUUCAAAUUCAGUUUUGCACCCCUUGCUCUAGCACGUAUCUCUAAAAAUAUCAUUGAAUAAAAAUAAAGCUGAAUUCCAAAAUGGGCAACUAAAUUUCUCAAAUGUUUUGUUUGUUUGUUUUUAGUUAGACAGCAUGAGGUGGUCGCUAUCGGAACAGGUGAAUUCAACUAUAGUCAAUGUGGUCAUCCAGAUGGGAGAAUAUUGCAUGACUCUCAUGCUGUUGUUACUGCAAGACGCUCUCUUCUUAGGUAAAAAAAUAAAUAACGCUGCUGCUUUUUCUCAAAUUAAAACUGCUGCCGGUACACUUGUGCCGUGCCUUGGAGGGCUAAACUGGUCAGGGACCCAUACCAGGGGUCUAUUGGACUUAAACUCUCAUGCCAAGAAUGCCCUGGGCCUCCCAGCCAACUGGGGACUCCCACCCCGGGCCUCAGACCAGCUCUUCCGGGGCCAGCUAAUUCUUGGGAAUAUGUAAUUUUACUCUAAAAGUAAUUUGACACUAAAAGUUUUGUGUUCCUCCUGGUUUCUCUAAUACAGAUUUUAAAUGCAUCCUGUGUUGUAUCUGAAAUACUUAUGCUUCUUUCAAGGUAUUUUUAUAGACAGCUUUUGCUCUACUACAGUAAAAAUGCUGCCAUGAUGGAUAAGUCCAUAUUUUGCAUUGAGCCAUCUUCAAACUUGCUUGCGCUAAAACCAAACGUAAGCAUAUUUCUCUACAUGAAUCAGUUACCAAAAGGAUCUGCUCAGAUUAAGUCCAGGCUGUAAGUAUUAGACAUUCCAACAUUAUAAAGUUUAAUUCAUGCAGAUGCGUUUUUCUCAUUAAGAUGGUUUUACAUUGUAUUUGCUGCACAAGAAAGUAAUAUUGAUUAGUCUGAUUUGUAACACAUUAUCACAGAGGUUUGCAGUUACGAUUAUUGGAAGGCCAACCUACUGAAAAGAAAAAAGGAGAGUAGCGUAGAAGUGAUGCAAAAUCAAAUUUAAGUGAAGCCCAGUUCAUACAGAUAGCUGUUAAUUUUAUUUUCACAGCUUCAAACAUCUAUCUUUUGAUUUUCCCCAAGCACUGAGUUACAGUGGUGCCUCGCAAGACGAAAUUAAUCCGUUCUGCGAGUUUCUUCGUCUUGUGGAUUUUUUCGUUUUGCGAAGCACGGAUGCACCCUGGUACUGUAUUAUAAUGGGAUAGCGGGCAAAGCACAAAGCGGGUCGCUCCCCAGCAGGAGGGGUUUCCCCAGCCUGGAGGAUCUGUUGCCGGGAAGAGGCAAACACCCCCUCCCACCUCCCCACGAAAACAGCCCCCCUUCCUCUGUCGCCAAGCCUUGCGGCGUCUUCGCUCCGCCAAACCGCGUCCCACAUCAAAGCCCCAGCCCGCUCCUCUCCCUCUCUCUCCACGAGGUGCCAAUGGAAGUUCGAGCCCAGGAACCGAGGGCGGACGCACGAAACGCCCGGCGCGGACUCUCCCUUGCUCCCCCCGUUACCUUGCGCCACGCCGCUGGGCUCCCCACAGUCUCGGCAGCUGCUCCAGGCUUCUUCCCAUCCCCGCAAAGGCGCCUUCGCGGCAGCCCAAGCGCAGUGGAUGCCUCCUCCUCCUCCUCCUUUGUCCCGCCUCCUCCUGCCUUCGCGCAGUUAGGGCAAAAUGGAGCAGCCAUGUGGGGAGCGGGGGAGAGAGGCAGAGGCGGCAGCAGCGCAGAGACCCAGCCAGAUCCGCUGGAUCCCAGCCCACCUGCCUCCUCUGUGCCCUCUCCAGAAGAGGAUCCCUCUGGAAAAGGUAGGUCGCUUCCUCGCUCGCUCCCUGCCAGCCCAGUUCCCGCUUCAAAAGGAAACAAACUCACAAGACGUUUCGUCUUGCGAAGCAAGCCCAUAGGGAAAUUCGUCUUACGAAGCACCUCAAAAACCGCAAAACCCUUUCGUCUUGCGAGUUUUUUGUCUUCCGAGGCAUUCGUCUUGCGGGGCACCACUGUAGUGUAAAUUUACAGUGCUUUGUUCACAACUGAAGGGAUAGAACUCUCUUUGAUAAAUUAACUCAUAUGCAAUUAGCCAAUUAUUACCAAACAUGUUUUGCUUUUGUAUGUAUGUAUGUAUGUAUGUAUGCAGACUUCUACCCAUUUACAGUAGGUUUUUCUGGGCUGUGAACCAGUCAUUCCACAGGAAUAGAGGGCACUUUUUGGUGGGCACCACCUGCUUCCAUCUUGGAGAGGAGCUCCCUGCCUCCCCAAACUGGCUCCGUUCAUAUUGAAGAUGAAGACUAGCUGUUACAGAAUCCAAGCCUUAAAAGAUCUCCCUUGUUGGCAUAGCUUCCUAGUGGUUGAGAAGGGGUCCUCUUGAAAGAAAUAAUUGAUAUUGGGAUUGUGACAGCAGUUAUGAAUGUGGAGCCUGUCCUGUUAUGUAUGUUUCCAUGUACAGUGGUACCUCAGGUUAGGUACUUAAUUCAUUCCGGAAGUCUGUUCUUAACCUGAAACUGUUCUUAACCUAAAGCACCACUUUAGCUAAUGGGGCCUCCUGCUGCUGCUGCACUGCCGGAGCACGAUUUCUGUUCUCAUCCUGAAGCAAAGUUCUUAACCUGAAGCAAUAUUUCUGGGUUAGCAGAGUCUGCAACCUGAAGCGUAUGUAACUUGAGGUACCACUGUAUUAGCAUGCUAUUGCUUGCCAGGGUGCUAGGAAAAGGUCAGUUGGAAGGAAAUCACAUACUGCUGAUAGCUCCCUAUUAGCCAAAGAUACCAUAGUUCUUUGAGCUGUUGACCUAGCACAAAAGGAGCCUUGCCAGCUACCUUUAGUCCCUGAGAGGGGCUAGAACUUGAGUUCCGUCAAGUUCUGGCUGAAAAAAAGCCCUGGUAUAAAGGCAUUCACUUAGAGGCUGACUUCUAUUUUGCUAUGACUGGGGAAACUGCUAUAUCUUAAUUAUUGUGCUAUAUACUUAAUUAUAGACGCCUCAGUCCCAAUUCUGCAUCUGCAUUUGAAGCUGAUGAGGAACUGUGCCUUCAUGUCGCUGUUGAAGGCAAGGUUUAUCUCACGGUCUACUGUCCUGCUGAAAUUUCUAGAAUAAGCAGCAUGUCUGCUAGUGACAAACUGACAAGAUGGGAAGUACUGGGUGUUCAGGGAGCCCUGCUAAGUCACUUCAUUCAGCCCGUUUAUGUUAACAGGAUCAUUGUUGGUAAGUGAGUGACUUCUACUUAUUAAAUUCUGUUAAAAUGCAUCAUAACAAAUCACAUACUUUCACGCUUGUCUGUUGGGUUGUUAAGUGGUCCCCAAAACAGAACAGCUUCUGAAACAUACAGUGACAUGAAAUUUAGCUUUAAAUUUGAUAAAUGUCCUAUCUUUUUUCUAUUCAAAGUAUCUAACCAGCUUACAAAAUUCAGUACUAAAAUAUAAAACGACAUUUUAAAAGCCUUUCACAACCUAGUGCCCUCCAGAUGUCAUGGGUUACAGUUCCCAUAGCUCUGAUGGGAACUGUAGUUCAAGAUAUCAAAACAUAGUUUUGAAAAAUUUUGAUUUACAGGUUGAAAGCUAAGUCUAUCCAAUCUCUGGGCCAAUUGACAUGAAAUCAGUUCAUCUGUAUGCUACACUCGCAUGGUGCUUGUACUUUUAUUCUGUACCCUUUGCAUGAAAAUAUCACCUCUCUGCCAUUUCUGAUUGUGAACUCCAGUAAUGUUUGAGAGAGAGUUCCAUGUUUGUGCACACUUAUGCACAGGGUAGAAAGCUGCACUUGGUGUAAUAAUAAUAAUAUUAUAAUAAUUUAUUAUUUGUACCCUGCCCAUCUGGCUGGGUUUCCCCAGCCACUCUGGGCGGCUUCCACAAAGAUCAAGAAUACACUAAGAUGUCACACGUUAAAAACUUCCCUGAACAGGGCUGCCUUAAGAUGGCUUCUGAAUGUCAGGUAGUUGUUUCUCUUUGAUAUCUGAUGGGAAGGCGUUCCACAGGGCGGGCGCCACUACAGAGAAGGCCCUCUGCCUGGUUCCCUGUAGCUUUGCUUCUCGCAAUGAGGGAACCGCCAGAAGGCCCUCGGCGCUGGAUCUCAGCGUCCAGGCAAAACGAUGGGGGUGGAGACGCUCCUUCAGGUAUACUGGGCCGAGGCCGUUUAGGGCUUUAAAGGUUAACACCAACACUUUGAAUUGUGCUCAAAAACGUGCUGGGAGCCAAUGUAGGUCUUUCAAGACCAGUGUUACGUGGUAAACUUCCUAGUGCACAUCCAGUAUGCACCUUGUGUGUUUAGACUUGAGUCUCUUCUUUCAGUCAAUAUUAAAUAUUGAAACACUGGCUGUUUCCUAGUAUCUGCGUUCAGUGUGCUACAUGUCUUGUUAACUUCUGAAAACUAAUGUUCUAUGGGAAUGGGGCUUAAAGCAGAGUGUGAAUGGUAACUGUACAUCUCCAUAGAGCAAAGGUUCAGAGUCUAGAAGCAUGCCUUGAUCUUCUCUAAAUAUUUGGUGUGGUUCUUAAUGUUUUUAGGGGAUGGGAACUGCCAUGAUACACGAGGACUGGAAAUAGCUAUCAAACAACGGGUAGAUGAUGCUCUCACUUCAAAACUGCCCAUGUUCUACAUGGUGAACAAACCUCGCAUUAGCUUGGUAUCUGCUGCUUGCGCUGUACAGGUAGACUUGGAACGCAGAUCUCUUAGUUUGAAUUGGUCCCAAGGAGACCUGUCGUUGGAGGUCGUAGAUGGGCUAAAUGGGAAGAUCACAGAAAGGUAAAUGUUUAUAACAAAAAGUACAUUAAAUUGAAAGAAGCACCUUAGCUUAAUUGUCCUCUGUUCAAAACAAGUGGGAAGUUAUUCUCAUGUGCUCGGUCCCCGCUCCUGUCAACCUAUCAGUUCGAAAGCACACCAAAAAGUGCAAGUAGAUAAAUAGGUACCGCUCCAGCGGGAAGGAAAACGGCGUUUUCGUGCACUGCUCUGGUUUUGGUGUUCCAUUGCGCCAGAAGUGGCUUAGUCAUGCUGGCCACAUGACCCGGAAAAACUGUCUGCAGACAAACGUCGGCUCCCUCGGCCUGUAAAGCAAGAUGAGCGCCACAACCCCAGCAUCAUCUGCGACUGGACUUAACUGUCAGGGGUCCUUUACCUUUACUUUUAAUCUUGGUUAUGCAUUCUAUAAAAUAACUUUGAAACAGAGGCUUCUAGUUUUCCACGUGACCCUAAAACCUGUUAAGGAUUUUCAGUAACUUUGCUCUCUAUAACUAGUUGAAUUCAGACAAAUAACCACUAGUGUGCUCUUUAUCAUCACUAUUUUUCAUACCUAGUUCACCCUUCAAAAGUGGCAUUUCGAUGGCAAGUCGUCUUUGCAAGGCCGCAAUGUUAAGUCGUUUCAAUUUAGUGGUUAAAGAAUCAAAGAGAGAUGAUUUACUUAAAGCGGGCACGUACCACGAAGCAAAGGUAAGACUUGAUGAAAGGAAACUUGCUGUAAGUGCAGAUCUCGUGAAUUCUAUUUUGUUCAUUCACUGAGUUCAGAAUUGGUUUGGUUUUAGCAAGGGGAAACAGUAUCCUAGAUCUUGUUAUUUGAGUAGCUGUUAAUCUAAAGGUCACAGUUCAAUACUAUUCAUUAAUUUGGAAAGUAAUUCAGUAGUAUACAUGGUUCUAUUGUAUUUUAGAACAAGAGCACAUCAGUAAUUUGUUUACCAUGAUACAGGGAAGAAAUUUAGUAAUCUAUCCAUCUGCUUUAACCAAUGUGUUAAAUUGGCUUUCAUCUUGUAUUUAAAAGAUAGGAAUAGCAUGAUAAAGUAGCUGAUAGAUCCUUGUGCCCUCUUCAGCUUUGAACUGUAGAAAGGGCUGGGGCUGGGGUUAAAGGCAGUUUGUAUAGGUUAGUGGGGUAGGAGAAUGUGCACUCCUGACAGGAGGCUUAGUUGGAUCAGAAUUGAGUGUAAACUUCCAGAGUUAGUGCUAAAUACAAUAAUUCCGCUAAAUGAGCCACACAGCUGCUAAAAGGCCGUGAGGGUUGGCGGUUCAAAUCCCCACGACGGUGUGAGCUCCCGUUGCUCGGUCCCUGCUCCUGCCAACCUAGCAGUUCAAAAGCACGCAGUGCAAGUAGAUAAAUAGGUACCGCUCUGGCAGGAAGGUAAACGGCAUUUCCGUGCGCUGCUCUGGUUCUCCAGAAGCGGCUUAGUCAUUCUGGCCACAUGACCCGGAAGCUGAACUCCCUCGGCCAGUAAAGCGAGAUGAGCACCACAACCCCAGAGUCGUCUGCGACUGGUCCUAAUGGUCAGGGUCCCUUUACCUUUUUACCCAUGUACUAUAUGAAACCCAAGGGGCGCAUUGGUUGCCAGAUGUGAAAUAUAUUGACAUUAUUUUCAGCUCCCCUACCCAGCAAGAGUGCUCUCCCCGGGGAGGCUUGCUUGUCACCUUAUUUAGGUACCAAGUGAAAACAUUUCACUGUAACCAGUCCUUUGGCAGAUUAAGCAAUUUAUGUCUUUUUAAAUAUGUUUGUGGCGGGGGGGGGGGUGUUACUGGUUUUCAUUUCUUAAAUUGUAUUUUGUGUUUUUAUGUUGUGUACCGCCCUGUGAUUUUUGGAUGAUAAUUAUUAUUAAUAAUGAUUUUAUUAGAGAUAAAUAGGCCUUUUGGAGCAUUUGUAUUUCAACAAGCUUGCCGUACACAAACUUUCAAAACGCAUUGUGAGGAUUUCUUUAUACCAACUUCCCUGUUAAAUUAUUAAUUGAACUUUUAAAAUUUAGAUUAUGGCAGAGUCCUACCAAGGAGCGAAAUAUUUGCUGAAAACCUACCUGGAGCAGCAUGGUUUUGGGUCUUGGAUUGUGAAGUCUCCACGUAUGGAACAAUUCAGUAUGUAAUGAUUAAUAUAUCGGCUCCGGAGCUCUUGAAGUAGACUAGUUUUUUUGAGUUUCUUAACUUUUUCAUUGGUUAGUAGUUGUAGAUCAGUACAGUGUCAACUGAUUGCUGAAAAAAAUGUACAUACGCAAAAUAAGUUAGCUAAGUUGUUAAUAUAUGCGGGCCAUUUUUAUUACUUAAGUCUCUUGCCAGCAUAAAGAUAUCUGGCAUUAAAGUAUAGUUUGGUGUUUUAUGUGUGUUAUGCAUUUGCAGUAAUAUAUUUUUAAUUGAUUUCUCAUACUUUGGCUACGAAGCUUUAAAAUAAGUGAGGUUGAACAAUGUAAAAGUGGAGAAUUGUGUGCUGGCAAUUAUUAUUUUGCCAGGUUCAGUACCUGCUGGUAAUGGCAGUGCAAGUUACCAUGUCAUCACCUUGUUUUAAAGAUUGGUUGCUUCUCUUCUGGCUUUAAAAGCCACAAUUUUCCUUAUUAAUCAUCAUUAAACUUUGGUGGGCUAUAUAUUUUUUCAAUUGUGGGCACUCAAGUUUACGCCUGUAGGAAACUACAGCAGUAGAAAACCCCACGAGCGCAGUGACAAACCAAAUAUGUGAUCUACUCAUGGUACAUUAUGGAAAACAGGCCUUCAAGCUUUUCAAGCCCAGUAUUUUGUGCAUAAUUGUGUUUGCAUUUGGAAACAACUUGGAAAUUGUAUCAGGUGUCUUAAAUAUUUCAUUUGCAAUUUGACUUCAGAGAUGAUGUUGAUGACUUAAUGUCCUUUUCCCUCUAAAAUCAUUAAGACUGAAAGGGUCUUAAUCACAUACUGUAGUUUGCCAUUAAAAUUAAUCUACCCAGCUUCAUAAAAAGUUGUGUGUGAUACAUCGAUUUCCAAGAACUAGCAAGCUCACAAACAUUCUACUGCUUUUGUGGUCCAAAUGGUAAAAAUGUGCAAACCAGUAGCCAAAGGGAUAUAUUUAAUGCCAUUUCAUUGAAGUUGGUGUCGCCCCUUCAGGAGUUGGUUUAUAUAAGGGCGGGUAUCUUGGAAAAGGCAUUUAUUGUGGUUAAGCUGUUUCAAGAGUCCUCAUAAUCUAAGUUUUUGAAUCAAAGUGAAGGAAGUUUCAUGUAUAUUGGCAGUCAAAUACUAUUUGCCAGGAACAUGCUUGGAACUGAAUGGCUGUAAUGGAUAUAUGACUGUCUGCAUGGACUUUCCUGGCCACAAAGCGGAGAUAGAUCUCUACAGUUGCACAAACAACAGGGCAAACAGCUUUUAUACCAUGUGAAGCCACUGCCACCCAAGUAUUUUCACAGCACCUUCAUUGUGAUACUUUUGUGAAUGAAACAGGCCUGAGCUUCUGAAGACUAGCCUGACCUACGCUGUAACUUUUUUUUUUAAAAGGGGGUGGUUUGACUCACUGUUUUCUGAUUCACAUUUAGAGGCUUUGAACAGUAAGAUGAGAUUUCUAGUUUUUUAAUAGGAAUUAUCCCGGGUAGCCUGCAUGGUGCUUUCCAGUUGGCUUACAAUUCCCAUCAUCCCUGACCACUGGCCAUUCUCACUGGGCAUACUGGGAGUUUAAGUCCAACAACAUCUGAGGGGCAUCACUUUGGCUGCUCCUAAAUUAGUGUGUGUUACUGAGCAAUAACUUUUAGCCCGAUGAAGAAAUAAAUGUGUUGGGGUUUUUUUUUUGUUAAAUUGUGGGUCCCCCCCCCAAUAAAACUUGUUUUUUGCUGAGAAUUGUUGUUUGACUUGUAUGGCUUGAAGUAAUAAUAAUGCGUUCCUUUUCACUGGAAAGUUUGAUCCCCACUGCUGCCCCCGUUCUUAAAGCCUAUUGCAACAAAUCUAUGGAGACUUAUUCUUUUUUUGGUAACUAAACAUUUUCACUGUGCCAUUUUCUCCACUGGCGCGCAUUCCCACAAUGCACCUCGAUGCCAAACUUCAUGCGCUCAUGCUGCCGUGUUAACACGUCCUCAAUAUCAGAAGUGUGCAGGGUUCUUCACAGGACACAAGUGACAAUAGGCCUCUCCCAACACCCCCCCUCCUUCAUGAACCAAAGGGAGGGGGGUAUCUAAGGGCAGAACAACAAAUUACGCUACAGAAGUCCAGGAAUUAUAUUGAGGUGAUAUUUACGGAUAAAUGUAGCAGAUCAUUUGGGGAAAGGCACAUUUUCUUCAUGUAAACUAGCUAGCGAGAAUAAUACCUUAAUAGUGUGUACAGUCGUACCUCGAGUUACAAAUGCCUCCGGUUACAAACGCUUCAGAUUACAAACUCCGCUAACCUGGAAGAGUUACCUCGAGUUGAGAACUUUGCCCCAGGAUGAGAACGGAAAUCGUGUGCUGGCGGUGCAGCGGCAGCAAGAGGCCCCAUUAGCAAAAGCACGCCUCUAGUUAAGAACAGUUUCAGGUUAAGAACGGACCUCCGGAACAAAUUAAGUUCGUAACUAGAGGCACCAGUGUAAUUACUCUUAAUCCAUUGCUAGAAGACAUGGAGACAAAUAUGAACAGUGGGCAUGAGAGAAAACAAUGCAGAAGUAAAUCAUGAUUCAAACCUAAUGUGGGGUGGUCUGUCUACUGUCCCAGUUUUCAUGUUUAUUUUCCUCCAGGCAUUUAUAUACUGAAUCGUUAGCAUGUGUAAGAAAUGAUAUAAGGACUCAGGUUGUCCUCAAAAUAUUAUGAAGGUUUUAAAUUAAUACAAUACAUGAAAUUGCCCUGGUAAUAUUGGCAGCCACUGCAAGCUUUUUAAGCACUGGAGUUAAGUGCUGGCAGGAGUCUGUCCCUAUUGACAAAUAUAGCUGCAGUAUUGUGCACAAGAGGAGGUUCCAGACAACCCUACAAAGAGUAUAUUGAUGGGAAGUUCUGCUUCUGCACAUGAGUCUGGCAAACCGCUCUAAACUGAAGCAUUCCUUUCCUCACCCGCCCUAGAAUGUUCAGUUCACAUUGAGUUCAUGAAACAUCGUACCCUGACCUGUUCUUAAUGCAUGGUUGACCACAUCUACGGAAUGCGAUUGUUAUGCUCUUUUAAGUUUUGCAAUAUCAAUCACUAGUAAUAGUUUAAUAAGGAGGUUUUCAUACCUGUCCAACCAUGUGUUCCCUUUCCCAACCUUUAAUCUAUUGAUGAUUAAUGCCUAUAUACAACCCUUGCAUUGUAUUUGUGUUAACCAAUCAGCAACAAGCACAUAUGUGGCAAUGCUGUAAUAUUCAAUAAAAGGGACUCCCCGAGACAUGCUCGGCAGAUGCCUCCCAUAUGAC